AUGAACUCUGACAACACUGACGAUAACAUGAACUCUGACAACACUGACGAUAACAUGAACUCUGACAACACUGACGAUAACAUGAACUCUGACAACACUGACGAUAACAUGAACACUGACAACACUGACGAUAACAUGAACUCUGACAACACUGACAAUAACAUGAACUCUGACAACACUGACGAUAACAUGAACUCUGACAACACUGACGAUAACAUGAACUCUGACCAACACUGA
This is a messenger RNA of Knipowitschia caucasica, 237 nucleotides long. NCBI's taxonomy places the organism in Eukaryota, Metazoa, Chordata, Actinopteri, Gobiiformes, Gobiidae. The record is from the annotation of a GenBank genome assembly.